This is a messenger RNA of Lingula anatina, 972 nucleotides long. RefSeq lists its product as uncharacterized. The record is from RefSeq and is a predicted model, not a curated record. Lineage: Eukaryota; Metazoa; Brachiopoda; Lingulata; Lingulida; Lingulidae.
UAGUCAACCAAAGAGGUGUACCAAGAAGAUAUAGCCAGGGACAAUUUGAGCGUCUCAGUAGUCUCCGAUGACAUUAAACAUGGUAUUGCAUCUCUUUUCCCUCCUGUGUUUCUUGGCAUUGCCAAUGGUGGUGUCGGGAGAAAACUUGUGCGUCGUCUACACUAUGGCUAGCCAUGGCAGCAACGAUGGCAUUCCGAGCCAAGGAUUCUCCACCGAAGAAUGGUACAAAGUACACCGAUAUUUUGGUCGACACACGAACGCCAGCAUCGCAGCUGAAGGGAGGAAGUUCCUACAAUUUUUAAACGACUGGUACGGCAUCGAUUUGAACGUUGGUGACGAUGCCUUGUCAGGGGUUGAUCCAUCAACUCUGUUCCUCGAGCCCGCGGGAGUUCGCAUAAUUUUUAGACUCUCGGUCCUACCAGAAUACUCUAAUUAUAGACUUUAUUCGGAGUCGCGUGGCAAUGAAAGUCGUUUUUACGGUUCCAGGGUUUACAGUGUUGGGUGGAUGAUUUUGAUCAGAGAUGAGUUUACUGUAACCACGGGCCGAAAUCAGGGAAUGGUCAUUCCGGCAAGAAGCGCCGUCAGGUCUCGAGUCUACUACAUAAAACCCGGGGCAAAGGGCUUCGAUAACGAAAUUAAGCUGCAAGCGGAAGAUCGCGUUCCAAUUCUUGUGCUUUCCAUGCCCUUGGGCCAAGACGCCGGGUAUGAAACAGGAAGCUACUCUGUCUCCAAUCCGCACGUGACCAGUCUCUCUUCACCCGAUUUCGGUGUAGGAAGAAUGCGUGGGAUCUCCCCUCGGUACAAAAAUGGAACCGAAUAUGUGGUCGACGGUCGAAUGGUGUUCACCUUCCACUGUGGUGAUAUGGAGGAUCAGCUGCCAUAGAUGAGCUUUUCAUACACUGAAAUUUUUCCCGACGGGGUUAUUCAAACAUAUUAUUAAUUUUUGCUUGGUUUUAAGGUUUAAUUUUGAAG